CUUCCUCCUCCUCAACACCUCAGCAAACUCCAAGCAUACCAUCUUGAGCCCAUGGAUGAGGAGCAGCAGUGAGCAUUGCAGACUGGCCGUCUCCGUUCACAGGCACCUGCAGCCUUCCGGGAGGUACGUCGCCCAGCUGCUGCCCCACAACGAGGCUGGAAGAGAGAUCCUCCUGGUACCUACUCCGGGGAAGCAUGGCUGGACAGUGCUGCAGGGAAGAAUUGGGCGCCCAGAGAACCCGUUCCGAGUGGCCCUGGAGUACAUUUCAAGUGGAAACCGAAGCUUGUCUGCAGUGGACUUCUUUGCCCUGAAGAACUGCAGUGAAGGGACAUCUCCAGGCUCCAAGAUGGCCUUGCAGAGUUCCUUCACUUGCUGGAACGGGACAGUCCUCCAGCUCGGCCAGGCCUGCGACUUCCACCAGGACUGCACCCAGGGAGAAGAUGAGGACCAGCUCUGCAGUAAGCUCCCUGCUGGUUUCUACUGCAGCUUCGAGGAUGGCUUCUGUGGCUGGUCCCAAGGAACACUCUCACCCCAUGGGCCCCAGUGGCAGGUCAAGACCCUAAAGGAGGCCCGGUUCCAGGACCGCCAAGGCCACGCCCUGUUGCUCAACACCACCGAGGUGCCCACACCUGCAAGCGCUGCAGUGACCAGCACCACGUUCCCCGCACCGAUGAAGAACUCUCCGUGUGAGCAGGUGGCUCAGCAGGAGUAA
Molecule: messenger RNA, 712 nt
Organism: Pipistrellus kuhlii (Kuhl's pipistrelle)
Lineage: Eukaryota; Metazoa; Chordata; Mammalia; Chiroptera; Vespertilionidae
Product: ALK tyrosine kinase receptor-like
Exons: 6
Coding region: 56-712 (218 amino acids)
Cellular component (GO): membrane
Molecular function (GO): protein binding
Source: RefSeq, a predicted model, not a curated record